UCGAGCGUUCCCCCUACACAUCAUCCAUCAUCUGCAUUUUGAAGGCUAACCGCGCUUCGGGCUUCAGAGAGAGGUGCUUGAAAUUCUGCAGAGCGUCGCAAAUACGAGUAUAGUAUUAGUAUGUUCUUUGAAAGGGCCCCUCUUGAAAUCCUCCUCCGUUUCUUGUUUCAAUUUGAAGUUUUGUUUAAAUUUGGAUCAUGCACAUUUUGACUUACAAAUGCAUGCAUAGAUCAGCCGAAUCCUCUUCUUUCUCCUUGCAAUUUCGGCACCGUUCAUAUGCUAGCUCGUACUAAUACUGAAAUCAUUCGACAUACAUGUUGUGUUUUUUUCUGAACCUUAUUUUGGCGGUUCUGGAUGCAUCUAUAUAUGCAGGUCGGCAACAAGGCAGGCAGGAUAGAUGGAUCGGGUGAACUCGAGCCUGUGCCUGGAGAAUCUGCGCAUGAUGCACGAGAACGAGCGGCUGCGGCGGAAGGCGCAGCAGCUGGACCAGGAGAACAAGGCCCUCCUCGCCGAGCUCAAGCGCAAGCAGCAGCUCGCCGCGGCGCCGGCGGCGACGUCCCAGGACGCCCCUUCCGCCGGUUCCGGCGGCGGCCACCCUGCUGCCGGCAAUAGCUCGAAGGCGGCCGGCAAGCAGCAGCCCAAGUGAAGUGGCCACUGCUCGUGCACGCAUGCACGGAUCCAGCUCCAGAUGACGUGGAGGCCGCACUUGUCUUUUGUUUGUGUCUUUGUGAUUACUACUUUACUAGUACUGCUAGGUUGCUAGUUACUCGUAUUGGGUAGUUAACUUGUAUUGGUACUAGUAGACUAGUAGUAGUACAUGUAGGUGAGGCAAGUUGGUUACUAGGAACUGAUGAUGAACCUGCAGUGGUAGCAUUUUGUGCUACUUGUCAGCAGUGAUCAGUGACUAGUCAUAGACUAGUAGUAGUACAUGGUCGGCGUACUGGGAUUACACAAGUAGUACUGGCAUAGCAAGCUGGCUCAAAUCUGGGGCUUUUAACAUAAAAAAGUAGUACUAGGAAAAGGAUGGAAAUUAGGCAGCCUACUCUACCGAGUCACAGUUUUGUCAGUAUCAUCCUGGGCGACAUUUUCCCAACCAUCUUUACCAAGAUCGCAGAACAAACUCACCCACCCUGAUCAUGGGCUGAUGGUACGACGAUGCCUGCGCCACACGCGUGCGCAGGCACGGGCAAGCAAAGCUUCACCAUCAUAUAUAUCCCCAGCGCACUGAGACCAUGUCACGAGCAGGGAAUCACAACAUGGCGCUGCGAUUGGAGCCGGCGGCGGCGGCGGCGGCGGUCGCCGACGUCGACGAGGACGAGCUGUUCGAGCUCGACAUCGCCCUCCUCGACGGCCGCGGUCACCACAGCAGCCGUUCUGCCGCCGUUGCUGGCGACGGCGACGAUGCAGCUGGUGGGCACGCCCUGCUGGCCAACUGCCUGCUGCCGGUGCGCUCGGUGAGCAACGCGGUGCCGGUCGCGGCCAGCAGCGUGCUGUCCUCGUCGUACCCCUACUCCGGCUACCACAGCUCGAGGAGGCUCAUCUUCGCAGGCGGCGGCGGCGGCGGCUGGAGGUUUCUUGGACGGUCGGCGGGGAGCUCGGCGAGGUUGUGCUUCUCCGGCAGAGGCUUCGAGACCAUGGGGAACUACUUCCAGAGAUACUGAUGAUUGAGCAAGAGUUGCUAUAUGGGCCCAGUGGCUUAAGCCCAGACUCUGCAUUUUCGGCCCAAUAUGAUCCAUCUCUGUACCCAUUUGUGGCCCGGUCGUAGCUAACUUCGUGUAAUGGAUUUUCUUAGACGAAAGGAAGUGUGUUCGUUCAAAAAACAAAAAGACGAAAGGAAGUAUAACUUUCACU
Molecule: messenger RNA, 1851 nt
Organism: Panicum virgatum (switchgrass)
Lineage: Eukaryota; Viridiplantae; Streptophyta; Magnoliopsida; Poales; Poaceae
Product: protein LITTLE ZIPPER 3-like
Exons: 1
Coding region: 398-646 (82 amino acids)
Source: RefSeq, a predicted model, not a curated record